Syngnathoides biaculeatus (alligator pipefish) is the source of this 1553-nucleotide messenger RNA. RefSeq names its product thyrotropin-releasing hormone receptor b (gene trhrb). Gene Ontology annotation, biological process: phospholipase C-activating G protein-coupled receptor signaling pathway. The transcript is spliced from 2 exons. Bases 369 to 1538 code for a protein of 389 amino acids. NCBI's taxonomy places the organism in Eukaryota, Metazoa, Chordata, Actinopteri, Syngnathiformes, Syngnathidae. Gene Ontology annotation, cellular component: membrane. The record is from RefSeq and is a predicted model, not a curated record. Gene Ontology annotation, molecular function: thyrotropin-releasing hormone receptor activity.
GCGCUCAGACAAGAAUUUUGCUCCGUGAUAAUAAUGAAUUGUGAAGGGAUUGCAUGGAAAGUCCGGAAAGUGUCAAACAGGUGCGCGAUCACGUCCGCGUGGGAUCAAAUACGGCCAACGGGAAGGCUCGGUGCGUACGUGACGUGAUAGCCGCGGACUCGGUUCGCCAGAGAACCGCGGGGGAGGACUUUUGACGCGCGGUGGGCUGCUCGGACGCCGGUCCUCACCUUGGGCACGGGGGGGGGGGGGGCGGGCGGAAGCUCGCGGACGAUUCCCGAUUGGCCGGUGGGAUGUCUGGGGUCUGAAGAAGCUCGCGCCUCGCACCCAAACGCCGCCGGCUCCGCGCGCGCUCGUCCGCCCCGACCACGAUGGAGAAGUCGAGCAACGGCAGCCUGGGCGUGUGGCUGGACUCCAGCGUCCAGUACAAAGUGAUCAGCACGUCGCUGCUGCUGCUGAUCUGCGCGGCGGGCCUGGCGGGCAACGCCAUGGUGGUCCUGGUGGUGCUGAGCACCAAGCACAUGCGCACCCCCACCAACUGCUACCUGGUGAGCCUGGCGGCCGCCGACCUGACGGUGCUGACGGCGGCCGGCCUGCCCGCGGCGGCCGACGGCGCUCUGGGUUCUUGGGUGUUCGGGCGCUGGGGCUGCCUGUGCAUCACCUACCUGCAGUACCUGGGCAUCAACGCGUCGUCGUGCUCCAUCGCCGCCUUCACCGUGGAGCGCUACAUCGCCAUCUGCCACCCCAUCAAGGCGCAGUUCCUGUGCACGCUGUCCCGCGCCAAGAAGAUCAUCGCGCUGGUCUGGACGCUGACCUCCGCCUACUGCGUCGUGUGGUUCUACCUGGCCGACCUGCAGGUGCUGGUCUACGACAACGCCGCGGUGACGGCGUGCGGCUACCGCGUGCCCAGGAAGUUCUACCUGCCCGUCUACUUCUUCGACUUCGGGGCCUUCUUCGCGGUGCCGCUGCUGCUGAGCGCCGUGCUGUACGGCCUCAUCGGCCGCAUCCUCUACCGCGACCCGCCGCCCUCCGACCCCAGGGAGCCGCGGCGGGGGCGCGGCGACGGGGGCUGCGGGGACCCGCGGCGCUCCAGCUCCACCGCGGCCUCGCGGAGGCAGGUGACCAAGAUGCUGGCGGUGGUGGUGGCCCUGUUCGCCGCGCUGUGGACGCCGUACCGCACCCUGGUGGUGGUCAACUCCUUCCUGGACCGGCCCUACCUCGACGGCUGGUUCCUGCUCUUCUGCCGGGUCUGCGUGUACCUCAACAGCGCCGUCAACCCGCUCAUCUACAACGCCAUGUCGCAGAAGUUCCGCGCCGCCUUCCUCAAGAUCUGCCGCUGCGGCCGCGGGGGCGCCGGCGCGCCGGCCGGCGCCCGCGGCGCCGAGUUGGCCUACAGCGCCGUCAAGGGGUCGUCGGUCGCCGCCGACGCGGAGGAGGUCACCGUCGUCACCGACGAGCUGCUUCCGGAGCGCGAGGCCGUCUCGGGCGGAUCCUCGUCGUCUCCGUCCUGCCGCAAAGUGGACUUCGAGAUGGAGGCUUGACACGGUGGACGUUUU